Molecule: messenger RNA, 1080 nt
Organism: Trichoplax adhaerens
Lineage: Eukaryota; Metazoa; Placozoa; Uniplacotomia; Trichoplacea; Trichoplacidae
Exons: 9
Coding region: 1-1080 (359 amino acids)
Biological process (GO): medium-chain fatty acid biosynthetic process; medium-chain fatty acid catabolic process
Molecular function (GO): monoacylglycerol lipase activity; acetylesterase activity
Source: RefSeq, a predicted model, not a curated record
AUGUAUACUGUCCAUCGACCAAAACUCAUUUGUGGCCAAGGCAAAUUACGACGAUUUAUUGAAAAGAGGCUCAAAACUGACUAUUAUUAUCCUACUUGUUGGGCUCCUGGUGGACAUCUUCAGACGAUACUUCGAGCUGUUUUUCAAAUUUUACCACCAAUUCAUUAUACAAGAGAAAUACUUCCGACACCGGAUGGAGGUGAAAUAGCUUUAGAUUGGAUAGACGACGAUAGAGAUACUUAUCGAGGCUUAGUCGUGAUACUACCAGGAUUAACAGGAGGUAGUCAAAGUAGUUAUUCUCAAUAUUUAGGUUACCAGGCCAAACUCUUCGGUUGCAGGGCAGUCAUCUAUAACAAUCGAGGAUGCGGAAAUUCAUUAUUGAAGACACCCAAAUUCGCCUGUGCAGCGCACACGGAUGAUUUGCACAUUGUCCUUCAAUUUAUGAAAAAGAAAUAUCCUGAUUUGCCGUUCAUAGUUGCCGGCGUUUCUCUUGGAGGGAUCAUACUUUCAAACUACUUGGCAAAUGAAGAUAUUAAAGAAAAAUAUGUAGACAUUGGUUUUGCUGCAUCGAUCGCGUGGGACUUUCAUAAAUCGCAAGCGUCAUUAGAGACACCGUUUAAUCGUAUAACCUAUAAUCGGUAUUUAGGGAAAAAUUUGGUUAAAUUAGCUGAAAACAAUUAUGAAAUGUUUCAUAAAAAUCGUGAUCAGCUACCAUUUAAUCUUGACGAUGUGCCGAAUUGCACCACCAUUGCAGAAUUUGAUGCGUGCGUUACCGUACCACUGUUUGGAUACAAACAUAUAUCAGACUACUACAGUGAUGCGUCGUUUGCAUUCAAAACGCACAGAGUUAAAACACCGAUUGUAUUUAUAAAUGCUCCUAAUGAUCCGUUUUCACCGGAAAAUGCAAUCCCAGUAGACGAUAUUGCAAAAAAUUCCAAUUUAGCCUUAAUUUUAACAAAGACUGGAGGUCAUAUAGGAUUCAUGGAAGGACUUUUUCCUGUCGGAUCAACAUAUAUGGAUAGGUUAUUUGGCCAAUUUUUAGAAGCGUACCUGGAUCAUUCAAGCGAUUUAAAAGAUUAA